This is a messenger RNA of Brassica napus (rape), 723 nucleotides long. RefSeq lists its product as uncharacterized. Lineage: Eukaryota; Viridiplantae; Streptophyta; Magnoliopsida; Brassicales; Brassicaceae. The record is from RefSeq and is a predicted model, not a curated record. The transcript has a single exon. The coding region runs from base 1 to 723 and encodes 240 amino acids.
AUGGAGAACCCAUCUGAUGACUAUCUUCAAUAUAUACCGCUAUGGGUUCGGAUAAGCAAGAUUCCGGUCAACUACUACACCCAUUCGGCUUUGAUGUCUCUUGGAGGAAUGCUAGGAGAAGUGAAGGUGGUGGCCUUUGAUCCGUCGAAGCCAAUAACUCAACCUUUCAUCAGAGUUCAAGUUCGUUUUAAUGUCGCCAAUCCCUUGAGAAUGGCGAAAGUUCUGAAUAUGGGGGAAGGCAAAACGCACACCAUACACUUUGACAUUCAAAAGUUGCAGAAAAGGUGCUUCACCUGCAAGAGGCUUAACCAUGAGAAGAGUAUAUGCUCAUGGGAGGUGAAGAAAAGACAAGAGAUGGCUCAAAUGAGAAGAGAAAAUAUUAUCACUGAGAAAAGCAAAGUAGUUUCGGUGCUGAAACAGAGUGACCCUCUGUUUGGAGUACUAAAAGAGGAGCAAGUGGCGAUCAAUCCGCUGACAGGGAGACCAAAAAUUGCUAAUGAAGUUCUAGAGGAAAUGAAAAGAUUCCUUAUGGGCGACACAGCUGAAGCAUUGGCAAUCAAAAUUGAUAAGGUGAAGAAAUCUGUUAAAGAAGCUGAGAGGGACCCGAUAGUACAAAGGACGGUCUUAAGGCUGGAAGCAGCGCCGAUCACUACAACAGAGCUCAACAAAGUCAAAGGUCCAGUAUUCGACUUUGGUGAAAAGGAAAUGGAAAGAUGCGACUGA